AUGCAGGGCCUACCAAACGUCAAGGACUUGCCGGGGUACAAGUAUGUGGACGAAGGGGAAGGCUGGAGCGCGGUGGGUGCCAGGCUGAGGGCGCAACUGACUCAGCGCGGCAUCAUGAAGGCCAAGUCCAAACCAGGCAAGCCAUCUGAGAAGGUGCCAGGCGGGAAGAAGGCCGAUGCCAAAGCCGUCGCCAAGGCCAUGGACUCCAUGAUCCGCCGGAUUGAGCGGGAGGAGGAGAGGAGGAAGUCCAUGGCAGAGAAGUCUGCGGCUGCGCUGGAGCGAAAGGCGCUGAAGCAGAUGGAAAGCGAGGCGCAGCGAUCGCAGGCUGUCCAGGCACAGCAUGCCCUGUUCCUUGCCCGGGCAGCGGCCAUCCAGCAAUCCCGGGAGGCCAAUGCCGUCAGAGACGACGCCGCCCUCCCUGGAGCCCAUCUCCCGCCCCCCACGCCCAAGCGGCUGGGGUGUGGCGCCAUCCCCGCGGAGGGCGAUGCUCUCUUGCUGGAAAUCUGGCUGUUUGCCCAUCGCUUCCAGGGACUGCUGGGCCUGGAGGACCCCCUGCCCACCAUUGCGCAGCUAGAGGCCGGUUUGGUCAUGGAGGGCUUCCACCAGGCCAGUGCCCCAGACGAGGAGGUGCCCAGCCCCUACACACUGCUCUGCAUGGCGCUGUGCAACCUCCUCUGCAUCGACCUGUUUGAUGGUGCCAUGGAAGCUCUGGAAGAGUCCCGGCCCGAGGUGAGGGAGGCCGACUACCGGCCCAGCGCCAAGGCCCAGCAUCCCCUGCCCGUGACCCCGGAGAGCUGGCCGGAAGCUGCCGCCCGCAUCCUGCGCAUCCACGCCGCGGCGGCCCGCGCUGACCGAGGGCUCGCAUCGAGGGCCAAGGGAACCGCGGAGCCGUUGGCUGUACUGGGCCCGGACCUGCUGCUGGACCUGCUGGUGGCGGGGCUGGACGCGGCCACCGCCCAGCGGGUGGGCGGGCUGCCGCCACACGCUGGCCCUCAGACGGCCGCCUCGAUCCGCGCCGCGGCCGACGCCGCCGGCCGAGCUGCUGCGAUUGCUGGGGACGGCAAGCUGGGGGUCCGGGCCCGUGAGAGCUCGCAUGGCUCCACCCCGCUGCUCCGCGCGGCGCUGCUCCGGCUGUGCUCGGGGCGGCACGCCAGGGCCUUGGCGUGGCACGGCGCGGAGGCCGCCGCCGCGACCAGGGCGCCGCGGGAGCUGGACUUGGCCGGCGUGGGACGGCGUGUCGAGGCGGGGGCGUACGCUAUGGCUGCGAAUCCCCUAGAAGCCCUGGCCGUCGACGUGGAAGCCGUGGUGGCCCUGCACGCCGGCCUGGCGGGGAAGCAAUCGGAGGCAGCUGUGGCGCUCCAGAGUCAGGGGGUGGUGGAGGGCGCCGCGACUGUUGCGAGCCUUCUCGAAGCCUGUCUGGCUGAGAUCAGCAAGGAUGGGCCGGAGGCCUUCAUACAGGGGGUGGAGCGCGCCCACCCCAAGCUGGCACGGCACCUGCGGGAUGUCAGCAGGCCGUUCUCGCCCUUCCCUGGGUGUGCUGUGUGCUGGGACGAGGGUGACGAGCCCCACACCCUCAUCUGCGACGGGUGCGACAUCGAGCGGCACAUGUACUGCCUACCUGUCCCGCUUGAGGAGGUGCCAGAGGCCGCGCCCGCUGCCCGCCUCAACCUGUUGCAUGCCCUGACCCAGCUGGUGGCCGAGUCGCGGAUGGUGCACACCUCGCUCGUGGAGGAGGAGGAAAGCGCGAGGCAGUUAAGAAGGGAGAUCCAGGGCAUGCGUGUGGAGAUCCGCACCUGGCACGCCGAGGCGGCGCUGAGGAGCGCCGGGGGGGCAGCCGCGCAGGAGGGCGUGUCUGCACGCGCCACGCGAUCGGUGGACCCCUUGUCUCAGAUUGAGGCUGCGGUGCAGCGCACCUCUCGCCUUGAGCAUGAGCUCAGUAAGACACCAGUGCCCCGGCUGACCCCCAUUGGGGUCGACCGACACUGGAACCGGUACUGGCUGCUGCCCCAGGAAGCUUUUGCAGAGGUGCCGAGCGGAGGCGGCGCCGCCGUCCUGGGCGUCGACCGCCCCGCACCAUCUGACGCGAGCGCUCCCGCUGAGCGCUGGACUGCAGGCAUUUAUCCCGGCCCGGAGGAGCUCGACAGGCUCCUGCGAUGGCUGGACCCACGAGGUGUGCGAGAGCGGGCUCUAGCGGCCGAGGCGAGGCGUCUUCAUGCCGAGUCGCUAGCUUCACAGGAACGGGAGGGAGUGCGGGAGGCCGAGGCGCGCGCGGCACCGGCAGAGGCGCAGCAAGCGCAGGACGGGGCAGAGCAGGGUGUUGACGCCACUGCGCCACCUGUCGCAGAUGUGAUGCAGCCUGGGGAGGAUGGCACUGCCUUGGCUCCUGGGGCGGCACCUGCUCCCGACGCGGCACCUGCUCCCGAGGCGGCACCUGCUCCCGACGCGGCCACGGCCACCGACGCCCUCGAGCCCCUGCGCAGCGCCGUGCUGGCGUUGCAGGAGGGCUGGGCGGCGGCCACGCUGCAGGCCGUCGGAGGAGGAGCUGAUCGCGGUGGCGGGAGUCGUGUCGUCGCAGCAGUGCAGCCAGUCGACCUGGCGCGCGCCUUGCUGCGACUGGAGGGCUGGGUCCGGCCCGAGUUCUUCCAAGCCACCCCGGCCGCCCUCUGGAUGCGGUACGAGGCGCUCAAGUCGGCGGUCAAGCUGCGCGUGACGCUCAAGCUGCCCGGCAGCGCACCGACGACCGCCGGCGGGACGACCUCCCGCCCGCCCUCCCGUGGCAGCGGCCGGUAUCCGCUGCGGGAGCGCCGCGCUGCGGUGGGUGCCGCCGGCUCGGGCCAGAAGAGGCCCUGGUGGGACGCCCUGGAGGACGGGGAGACCAGCGACUCGCCCGCCGCGAGCGCCGAGCCCGCAGCUGACGACCGCGCGUCCCGCCUGGCCAAGCGCCAGCGCGCCCAAGAAAGGGAGGCACAGGCUGAAAGUGAGCGGGGCCGGCGCAUGGUGGAGCGGAGCGCGGGAGGCAGGAGCCUGCGCUCGAAGCCCGCCGACGAGGUCGCCCGCGGCAGGCUGCGGGAAGGGUGA
Molecule: messenger RNA, 3078 nt
Organism: Auxenochlorella protothecoides
Lineage: Eukaryota; Viridiplantae; Chlorophyta; Trebouxiophyceae; Chlorellales; Chlorellaceae
Exons: 13
Coding region: 1-3078 (1025 amino acids)
Source: RefSeq, a predicted model, not a curated record